This is a messenger RNA of Galeopterus variegatus (Sunda flying lemur), 7148 nucleotides long. RefSeq names its product 3-phosphoinositide dependent protein kinase 1 (gene PDPK1). The coding region runs from base 56 to 1651 and encodes 531 amino acids. The transcript is spliced from 13 exons. Gene Ontology annotation, molecular function: protein serine/threonine kinase activity; ATP binding. Gene Ontology annotation, biological process: peptidyl-serine phosphorylation; intracellular signal transduction. The record is from RefSeq and is a predicted model, not a curated record. NCBI's taxonomy places the organism in Eukaryota, Metazoa, Chordata, Mammalia, Dermoptera, Cynocephalidae.
UGACGCCGUCCCCAUUCAGUCCAGUGUGGUGUUAUGUUCCUGCCCAUCACCAUCAAUGGUGAGGACCCAGACUGAGUCCAGCACGGCCCCUGGUAUUCCCGGCGGUGGCAGCAGGCAAAGCCCUGCCAUGGAUGGCACCACAGCCGAGUCCCGGUCGAGUGCCAGCUCCCUGCAGCACACCACUCAGCCACCACCACAGCCUCGGAAGAAACGGCCUGAGGACUUCAAAUUUGGGAAGAUUCUCGGUGAAGGUUCUUUUUCAACAGUUGUCCUGGCCCGAGAACUGGCAACCUCCAGGGAAUAUGCUAUUAAAAUUCUGGAGAAACGUCACAUUAUAAAAGAGAACAAGGUCCCGUAUGUAACCAGAGAGCGAGAUGUGAUGUCGCGCCUGGAUCACCCCUUCUUUGUUAAGCUUUACUUCACGUUUCAGGAUGAUGAAAAGCUGUAUUUUGGCCUUAGUUAUGCCAAAAAUGGAGAACUCCUUAAAUACAUUCGCAAAAUAGGUUCAUUUGAUGAGACCUGCACCCGGUUCUAUGCAGCCGAGAUCGUGUCUGCUUUGGAGUACCUGCACGGCAAGGGUGUCAUCCACAGGGACCUUAAACCAGAAAACAUUCUGUUAAAUGAAGACAUGCAUAUCCAGAUCACAGACUUUGGGACAGCAAAAGUAUUAUCCCCAGAGAGCAAACAAGCCAGGGCCAACUCGUUUGUAGGAACGGCACAGUACGUCUCUCCAGAGCUGCUCACAGAGAAGUCUGCCUGUAAAAGUUCAGACCUUUGGGCUCUUGGAUGCAUAAUAUAUCAGCUUGUGGCAGGACUCCCACCGUUUCGAGCUGGAAAUGAAUAUCUUAUAUUUCAGAAGAUCAUUAAGUUGGAAUAUGACUUCCCAGAAAAAUUCUUCCCUAAGGCGAGAGACCUUGUGGAAAAACUUCUGGUGUUAGAUGCCACGAAGCGGUUAGGCUGUGAAGAAAUGGAAGGGUAUGGCCCUCUCAAAGCCCAUCCUUUCUUUGAGUCCAUCACGUGGGAGAAUCUGCAUCAGCAGACACCUCCGAAGCUCACUGCCUACUUACCGGCUAUGUCAGAAGAUGACGAGGACUGCUAUGGCAACUACGACAACCUCCUGAGCCAGUUUGGCUGCAUGCAGGUGUCGGCCUCCUCCUCCUCCCACUCCCUCUCUGCCUCGGACACCGGCCCGCCGCAGAGGUCAGGCAGCAACAUAGAACAGUACAUCCAUGACCUGGACACUAAUUCUUUUGAACUGGACUUACAGUUUUCCGAAGACGAGAAGAGGUUGCUGUUGGAGAAGCAGGCGGGCAGCAACCCUUGGCACCAGUUUGUAGAAAAUAAUUUAAUACUAAAAAUGGGCCCCGUGGAUAAGCGAAAGGGCUUAUUUGCACGACGACGACAGUUGUUGCUCACAGAAGGGCCACACUUAUACUAUGUGGAUCCUGUCAACAAAGUCCUGAAAGGAGAAAUUCCAUGGUCACAAGAGCUCCGACCAGAGGCUAAGAACUUUAAAACUUUCUUUGUCCACACGCCUAACAGGACGUAUUACCUGAUGGAUCCAAGUGGGAAUGCUCACAAGUGGUGCAGAAAGAUCCACGAGGUUUGGAGGCAGCGAUACCAGAGCCACCAGGACGCUGCCGUGCAGUGACCCGGCCCACAGCUGGGCUGCUCUUUGCUGCCAGGACACCUGCUCCAGCGCACUCGGCUGCCAUCCGGGACGCUUCCAGACCACCUGCCAACCAUCUCAAGGGGAACGCAGACAGCGGAAACCUUGCAGCUUUUUUAUUUAAAAGAGAAGGAAAAAAUACCCACCCACACAAAGAACAAAACCAAUAACAAAAAGGAAUUCAGGGUUGCUUUGCUUGCUCUCUGUGCUCUGUGGAGGCUUCCAUGUGUCCUCGGUGCUGUGGAACCCAGCUCCAUGCAUGUCAGCCCGUUCCUGCCCAGACCAAUUGACAGACCUGGUGUUGCCUGCUUCAGAACCCAGCAUCAGAACCAUUCGCUGCACUCUGUUCUCGCACCCUGAUCACUGCUGGUCCUGCUGGGGCCAAAGGGACCCAGUGUGUCUUUGGCUCUUUCUGCCCCCCAGAUGACGAUGGAACUCUUCACGAGGGAGGGAGCUUGUACACACCUCUGUGGGGAUGGCCACUGGCCCUAUGGGUGGGAGGGUUCUUUGCUUUUGUACGUGCUCUCUUUCUUGUGUCCCUAAUUUAUGGCCCAUGAGCUGCGGCCGGGCCCCUCAGGUGCCUCCUGGCAUAGCUCUGGUGGUGGCAGAAUUCUGUGGUCCUUGCUGGCAGCACACUUCGCGUGGUGAGCAGUAAGCAGGGCAUCAAGGUGAUGAGCGGAUCAGGCUGCUGCGGUUGGAGGCCCCAUCAGGGGCUCAGCUUCCUUGUCCCACUGAGCAGUGUCCAUCUCUGGGCUGGAAAUCGAGCUCAUGUGCGGGAGGGGCGAUGUCACAAGUGUGACCACUUGGCACCCAGCUGGGUGGUUGUAUGAGAGAAUCCUGCCCCGUGCCUGGGUGAGACAAGAAGGUGCUGUGGAGACGCCAGCCAGAGCAGACGGCCUGCUGGCCUCUUUGUGGAGUGAGGCCUCGGCCCUUCCCAAGAGUCUCCUGAAAGGUUUAAAUGUGCAGACCUCCCCGAUAGGUCAGGGGGGUCAGAGAGAAUCCCGCCAUCAGCAGGUUCAGGAUGCCUCAGUCUCCUGCUGACAGCACUGGGGAACGCCAGUGCCCAGUGGCCCACACACCCGUCUCAUGUUGGGGUUAAGCAUUUCUCAGAGCUAGUUCAGAGUUUCUACAUCUCUGCACUGAAAAUAUAAAAGGCUUCUCAUGUUGUGGGCCAUCUGCUCCCAUAGGAAUUGGGCCUUUUGCCCAGAAGAGAGCGUCCUCACUGUGUGCAGGAGGUGAGGACAGCAUACUCCCACCUGAGCUGGCCUCCUGGCCGCCUCUGCCAGUCCAAGUCUUUCUCUUUGCUGCUUUAGCGCCGCGCACCGCUGCCUGAUGAGAUGGCUCAGUGUGCCCGUCUUUGGCUUGGCUUGGAUACUCCCUGGGCAGAGGGCGCUCCUCGGCUGGCCCUUCCUCUCCCUGCCCAGUUGUACCUGGGGGACAGCCCUUGAUCCCUGGUGGAGAGGAGUGGUACCUCUGCCUUCGCAGGCUGUUCAGACACACUUCUGACCCGCAUGUCCCCAGGGGAUGAACAACUUUGCCAUUUCCAUAGACUUUCACAAAGGCACCAGCAAAAGGCCCACUCAGAAAAGACUCCCCACCUCUCCCUGUCCCCCCGCCUAUCUCAAGUGACCCAUUGGUUGUGCCAGGCAGGUCCAAAUCAAGAAAAAAGAUUCUCAGUUUUAAUGAUGAAUGGCUCUUUUUGAACUUGGGGGUUGGGGGAGGGUUUUGUGUGUGCAGAUAGGCAUUCCAUCAGCAGGGGUGGUGAAGGGACAGAGGCGUCCCUGGCAGUGUCUGCCUGGUCUUGUCUACUGCUGUGUGGGAGCUUCAAGCCCGGCAUUGCCGCACCUGCCCUUGGGUGCUCCAGGGAGCAGGAUGCCCUGGGCUCAGGCGGAGGCUGCGCCCCCCUCCCCCCACCAAGCUUUUGAAAAGGCUUGACUGUGUUGUGAGUCGCUUGGCCGUUUCUUUCAGGAACUGCUGUUCAGGCUUAACUCCCUUUCAUGCUGCUUUACCUUCCUCAGCACAUCCCGCAUCUGUGUGUGCGAGAGUGGCUUCCUGCCUUGCCUCCCCGCACAUACAGGCACAGGGAUGAGUCUGUCCUGGGCAUCUGGUUACAGGGAAACAAGCAGAGCUGAGGCCUGGCUGGGCUGCUUGGGGAGAAUCUUCUGUUGCGUUCUUCCCUCUGGAUAGCGCCACUACCUCCUGGGCUUACCGACAAGCUUCGUCUUAACCUCCAAAACCACAGAAUUAGGGGUUCAGAGCUGAGCUCACAGCCGACAGCUAAAAUGACUGCCCCUGCCCGAGCUAGUAACAGCCGUGCCCUUCUCUCUCAUGGCUUGCCUUUCUCUUCACUUGGAGUCCCUUUUUUCCUUUUUUUUUUUUUUGGAGGCCCAUGCAUUUUCUUACCCUGCACUUCUAUCAAUUUUUGUUUUAUCCGGCCCAUCACCCGGCAUGCAGGUGCCUUAGGUUCUGAGACAGGGACGUGGAUGUCAGUCUGUAUACAUAGAAGAUAUACAUACAUGGGAAUAGAAAUGUGGGUUUAUCCAAGAAGAGAAAAAUAAUACCCUGCUGUUUAGUAGAUCCAGGAGUCAUGUGUCUUACUGAGAGGGGGCUUCUGGGCUCAGAGGGGAAGGCGGCUGCUAGGAGGCUGUGGUCGCAAUCAGCCCAGACUGCCUGCUGUGUGUUGACUUUCUCUGGGGAUGCAGAGGAAGCUGGAUUUGAUGGUGGUGUCCUCCCCUUUUUCUGUGGUCCCAGCUAGGGCAGCAGCAGUCCCUGUGUGGCGUGCUAUGCUUCUCCACCCCAGGGAAGGGCACCACAGUGCGACUACCAUUCUAAACCUUAACUUGGUGGAGUCUUGUUAAAAAUCUGCUUUGGGAGAGAUGGUUCAUGUAGUCGUACCAAAGCUGGCAGGAACCUCACCUAGUCUAGUCCUCCUGGGUCACUAAUAUUUGUGGCCCAUGCCUGAAGGAAUUGCGGAGACAGCCCUAGGGCACAGAUACCAGAGUGCCAGCAUACUGGGUGAUUCUGUACUUUCUUAAAGCUAAUAUUUCUGAAAAGUCAGCUGUAGGUUCACCACUCAGAGAAGACCACUGUGAACAUUUUGGUCUAUAUCUUGCCCCCCCCCCCCAUUUGUUUGCUUUUUUGACUUAACUGGGAAUAUACAACAUAUACAUUUUGCAUCCAGCUUUUUUCACAUGAUAUUUUAUCUUAAGCAUUUUCCCACAUCAUGGAUAAUUCUUCGAAGAUGUGUUUUUAAUGAUUGUAGAGUUUAAUGGUUGUAAAUUUUAUACUUUCACCAUUUCUUUGUUGUAAAACAUUUAGAUGGUUUCUGUUUUUUCACUAUUUAAAUAAUGCUGUGAUGAAUAAUCUUAUAAAUCUUUGAUUUUUGACUCUGAUUUUUUUCCCCCCUUAGAUCCCUAGAAGUGGUGUUUUGGGGUCAGAGAUUGUUCAUUUUAAAGAUUCUACUCUUUCUCUGAUGCUUAGAUGCUCAGAGUUCCGGUAACAGAACCUCCUUAGUUGUGUCCUACAGAUUCUGAACUCAGUUUAAAGCUGUGUGUUCCAAAGAAUGUUUGGGUAAGACUGCUCCUUUUUAAAUGCUAAAAUGUCAUUACUGCUAAACCAUUUAUGACAGAUCUUUCCAAGAGCCCUUUCUUAUUUUCGUUGCAAGAAGCCGGUUAUGCUUGCAUGUUCUCUUCCAUCCCUGCUAUGAUGGCUUUCAAGUGUUUGGUGAUAUUUUCAGAAUCUUGUACUUUGUGUCCAUAAUGGUACUUUUUGCAUCUGCACAGUCAGCAGAGAUGAAAAAUGAACUGACCUUGCCACAUGCUUAGUGGGUGAUUUGCUAUUAAGUUUACAGACUCAAAGUACAUUGGGCCAUUUGGAAUCAGUAGCAGAGCAAGGGCUCUACUUGAAAAAGAAACCCUGUAGAUAUGAUUGGGUUUAACAGAAAUGCAUUGACCAUUCCCCCGACCCCUGUCAGAAGGUCUUGUCUUUCAGGAGAGCAUCGUGGCCAGGCUCUUUCGUUGAUAGUGUGGUUGUCCUGGCUGGUGUGGAUUUAAGGCCUUCUCUUCCCCCUUUCCUGCCCACAGUGUUGCAGGUUGCCUAGUUGUCUUGAAGUCCCGACCCUCCAAGUUUGGUUGCAUUCUUAAUUUCUCCACUUUAGUUGGGUUGCAUUGCUUCUGAGGGGAAGCAUGUAUGAGAGAUUUUUCCAGGCACCAUGCUCAUUGCCAUUUGACUACCAGAGAUGAUGGCUGAAUUGUGCAGAAUUACGUCUCCUGCCCUCCUCUGAUGCCUUGAGACCCUUCCCUCAGCAGUGAGCACCCUGGCUGGUCCACAGACCCAGGGUGCUCACUGCUGAGACUUCAGAGGUUGCAGCUGCUGUGAAUAUGGUGAAAGUAGCAUGUUGUGGGAGUUGUUGCCAUACACUUUUUUCCAUUUUGUUUCUAAUGUGAACUGAUGGUGACUCAAGUGGGUGUGGCCCUUUCUUCUUAGGCAGCAUACGUGGCAAGUGUCCUUGAAUCAGGGCUGGAGUCACUUACAAAGGCUCAUGAGGGGCACUGUCUUCUGUGGCAGGGUUGUAUAUCAGGCUGCCUUUGGAGAACUGGUCUGGAGAGGAAGCUAUUCCCAGCAGAGAGCAGUUUUAUCUGUCUUUGAGAUGGCCAUGGUGGGCAACUGAAUGAGCCUAUGUGUAUACCUGGAUUUUCCCUGUAGCUCAUUUCUUCAAUAUGAAGAAACACCAAACUUAUGUACAGAAAACUUUUUACAAAAGGCAAACCUUUUUUAGCUGUGUAACCCACCCUAGUCUAACCACCUGGCUGAAUUACUACGAAUAGGGGUCAUUUUGCUGGUGAAAGCCUCUAUUAUGACCAUAGGUUGGAUUGGACGUUGGCGAAAUUAAAUUGUUACAGUAUUUAGAGCUGCUGUGGCCGUUCCUUAACAACAUAAAAUACGAUGAAUCAAUAGUAUGUUAGCUGUCUUUCAGGUUGGUGGCAGUCAGUUAGCACAUGUGUAAUAUUCUCUACCUGGUCUGUAGCUGUAACUGUGAUGUACAGGCAAAGCAAAAAACAAAACAAAACAACAAAAAAAAACCUUAUGAAAACAAAUAAUGCAAUGAUAUUAGGAUAUACACUUUUGUAUUUUUAUUCUUAUAUAAGGUUAUUUGCUGGCUAUUGUUGGCCUCUAGUUCAGUCUGUGUUAUUUAAAUUCUAAUAUAUGAAUUAUUUGGAUUGAGUUCAUGUUCAGGGCCACGUUGUUGUAUGUAUUGAUGUACAGCCUUGAAUGUGAAUAAUUAUUGUAAACUAUAUUUUACAACUUUUUUUCUGGCUUUAUUAUAUAAAUUUUGUAUUUGGUCAAUGAUUUAAUCAUAUCAUAAUUUAAUGAAUGUGUUUAUUCUUUUUCAAAUAUUUGUGCUUUAGGUGUAGUUACCGAAUGAUGAAUUUUCCUCAUAUGCUCGGUAGUCUUGUAAUAAAAGCAUGUAGAGUGUGGA